ACGCGCCCUCGAUCGAAAUCACAGCAGAAACGCGACAUGGACUACGAAAAGAAAAUGCCCCAGCCAGCACAGAACUAUGGAGAGCAAGGCGCUGCAGCACCACCGCCUGCUUAUUAUCAGCCCGCACAGCAGGCUGGUUAUCCACCACAGCAAGGAGGCUACCCACAGGCCUAUCCAGCUCAAACCUAUGGAGCACCACAACCACAACCACAGCGAACUCAGACAACAGUUAUCGUACAAAAUGGUAACGGUUGGUUUAGUACCAACCAACGCAAUAAGCCACAGAGUAAUGCCGUUGGCGCUGCUUCGCUAAUCUUUAUAUCGGGUGGCAUGAACAUUGCCUGGAGUGUGGGCUAUCGAGGAGCCUUUUACACUAAUAUUGCGUUGCAUACACGCGUUGCUUGGUUUAUAGGCGCCAUUAUAGGCGCACUGCUUAGCUGUGGCUUGCCCAACAAAAUUCCCAGAAAAAUAAUUAUGUGCUUCAGUUCCUUGUUGGUAAUCAUUGGUGGCAUUUUAUUUGUAUCAACACGCUUCAAUUUUGAAGCGAUUGAAGCGGCUUUGUAUAUGGAUGGCAUAGGCAACGGAUUGUGCUUUGCACCCGCUUUGGCACUUAUUGGUGAGGUAGCCGUGCCUUAUAUGCGUGGCUCGAUUGCAGCGCCGUUGGAACAGCAAGGCGUCAUUCUGGGCUUCUUUAUUCAGAUUAUCUAUGUGAUCUCCUGGGGCACGGAACUGUAUGAUCCCAACGAAUUCAAUGCCAAUCAGCUGCAUGGCGUGCUGUCCAUUGUGUAUGGAAUCAUUGCCCUGGUUUUGGGCGCACUUCUGAGCAUCGAAUCGCCUGUGAUGCUCCUGGAUAAUGGCGAGGAACAACGCGCUCUGGAUGCACAACGUCGCUUGCAGCGUCCCUAUAUUGUGACCAAUGAGACGCAUCAGCUGCUGGAGGAGAGUAAGCGCUAUGUGGCAAUGAAUCGCGAUAUGUCCUUGGGUGAAAGCAUUGCACAGGCUCUUCCUGCUUUCUUCAAGCUUUGCUAUUUGCGCGCUCUCAAUGCCAUGAGCCUCUGCAGCUACAUGACCGUAGUACUGGCACUCUCUUUGCUCUUUCAGUCCUUGAGCGGAACUCUCUUGUGGCAGUUUUUUUUGUUUGCCGCUUGCCGUUGGAUCGGAACCUUUAUCACCUCGUUCUGCACUGAGUCCGUGGGUCGCAAGAAACUGACACUGAUGGGUCUGUUUUUUUGCUGUCCCUUUGCUAUCGCUGUUGGCGCUUUGCUUUACGGCAACCUGACUCACGACUAUCUGAACACAAUUUUCAUACUAUUGUGCAUAUUCCAAGUGUUUGCAGGCGUUGCUUUUACGCCUUCUUCAUGCUACCUUACCGAAGCCUAUCCGCUGAAAGUAAAGACACCGUUCAUAGCAUGCACUUUCAUUGUAGAAGCCGCCGUCUACAUAAUCAUAUCUAGCUGCACGGUUUCUGUAAAUAGCGCUGCUUUAUUCUUCAUUAUCAUGGGAGCCUUGUGUCUUGCUGGUUGCGUGGUGGGCUUCGUUUGCUUGCCCGAGACUAAAAGGACUACGCUCCGUCAGGCGCUCGAUAAGUUCAAAGGUAUUGUUAGCCCAGGCUUUUAAAAACCCAACAAAAUAUGACGACAAAUAAAAGUCCAUUGAAAACGACAGAAAUUGUAUUGAAGCUACUUCUAUUCUCUUUUGUAAAAACUGUUUAAUGUGAUAACAACGCGUUUAGGCAAUAAAUUAAAGUACUAAAAAUUCAAAAA
This is a messenger RNA of Drosophila busckii, 1763 nucleotides long. It is a transcript of the gene Srg2, whose product is annotated as sugar transport protein 5. Gene Ontology annotation, biological process: transmembrane transport. The record is from RefSeq and is a predicted model, not a curated record. Gene Ontology annotation, cellular component: membrane. The transcript is spliced from 3 exons. NCBI's taxonomy places the organism in Eukaryota, Metazoa, Arthropoda, Insecta, Diptera, Drosophilidae. Gene Ontology annotation, molecular function: transmembrane transporter activity. The coding region runs from base 37 to 1617 and encodes 526 amino acids.